UUCACUUUCUGACAAUUUUUUCAAAGAGUUAUUUAUUUUUCAGAAAACUCUUAUUCUGUACUGGAUCACAUGAGACGCAAUCUGAAGAAGCAGGUAUCAAAAGUCGUGCGUAUGUGAACUUUCCGUUCGUACGCUGUGAAUGUGAUAAAGAAUAAAUUUAUCUCUUAUCAUGUUUAUAAUUAUUUCUUUAUCAUAAAGAUAAAGAGUUAUCUCUAAAAAGAGCUUCGCUUGCAACAGAAUCAUUGUAGAAACGUGAAGGAAGUUUGGCUUCUACUGAUUUCCCCUUUCGCCUUAGUUGCUCAUAGCAUUGCUUUGGCUUAUGACAGGUGACAUGACUGACGGAACGAAACAAUGCAUUUUCACAUGGUUCAUAGAAAACUACAGUUACUGUUGGCAUAAAAAUGGAGAGCCAUUGGUCAGUCCUGGGUUUACUGCCGACGGACUGGAUGGCACUAUUUGGUAUAUGGAAUUGUUUCCAAGAGGAAUCGAUGAUGAACGCAUCGGUGACAUUUUUAUUUCCCUUAGAAGAAUUUAUUUUGAUGAUGGUCCAGAACGCUUUCCAGUAACAUACACGCUAUCCUUCCUUCAAUCAGAUGGAACAGAUCUUCAAUCCAUGACUUCGACAUAUGUAUUCCCUAAAGGAACUAGAGAGGGAUUUACUUUCUUCUUACAGAGGGAUGUGGCUCUUUCAAUAGAUAAUGAAAAAUAUUUACCCCAAGAUACUUUGACUCUCCGCUGCAGGAUUAAUGUUGGUACAGGAAAUAUUGAAAAAGUUACACACAUUUUUGCUCGAACUCGCAUCGCUAUUGAACAGAUUUCGUUUCUGCAAACAGUCGAAAGUUUCAGCACAAUCGAACCUAAUCAAAAGAAAAUUAUUCAUAUUAAAUCUCCUUCAAAAAAAGCCUUUUCUUUAUCAAGCGGUUUGUAUUUUACUGAUGGCCCGUGUUGCGAAGGAAAGAUCAUAAUGGAAAUUACACCAUUAGGUGCAAAUCAAAUUCUUUCCAGUUGUAAAAUUUCUUUGAUUGAUGGAUCUGGAAAAUUCAUUGAAUGCGGCGCGGCCGAUAAUCGAUUCGAUGAUGCAAGAAAGGACAUUACAAAGAUACCCUUAUGCCUCACAAAGCAAGCUGUUCUGGAUAAAAAAUCUGAAUAUUUGCCAGAUGAUAAGUUGAUUUUGAGAUGCAAAUGCAUUUUUUCCACUGGAUUGGAAUACGAAAUAAUUGAGAGUACUCUGGGAGAGACCGAUUUAAAUCAAGUGAGUAAAAAUGAACAGAAUAAGGAUGUAUAUAAUACCACUGCAAAGUUAUUUGCAGGUCCUAGCGCAACGGAUGACUUAAAAGCAGUUUACAAUGAUCAGUUACUUACUGAUGUGGAGUUGAAAACCAAAACGAAAUAAUUCUCUGCCCACAAGAUUUUGCUUUGUGCCAGGUCUUCUGUUUUCAAAGCCAUGCUAACCAAUGACAUGAAAGAGAGAAACACUAACAGCAUCCAAGUGGAUGACUUGGAAAACGAUACUGUUCAUCAACUCCUUCUCUUCUUGUACUCCGAUAAUGUUGACAAUCUCCAGUGGGAAUCUGCUAUUAAAUUGUACUACGCCGCAGAUAAAUAUGAAGUAGAAAAACUAAAAGUGAUAUGCUCUUCUUUCCUUGUUGACAAUUUAAGCACGUCCAAUGCUAGUGAACUUCUACUGUUAGCGGAUACCCACAACGAUUCUAAUCUAAAGAAGGUUCUGGAAGAUUUCAUCUUCGAACACCAGAAAUUGGUUUAUGAAUCAGAAGAGUGGGAAAAUUUAAUUAAAAGAAAUCCUACGUUAGUUAGUAAAACAAUGCUCGAGAUUUUCAAAAGAAAAAUAUAAUGCCUGGAUUUAUUUUCUUCUAAAGCAAUUUCUGUGUACAGAAAUAUGAAUGAAUAUAUGAAGCAGUACAGAAAUAUGAAUCAUUUGAUACUGAAUUAAGAUGAACUGUUCCCCCAGUUUAUGCUGGAUUGUACAUUAAAUGAAGAAGAGAUGACAAAAUUCGAAAGAAGGAUUUAUAUUUAAAACCAUAUUUUGUAUAAUGUUCUAAUAGAAGAAAAUACAAGUAUUGUGUUGUAUGAUGUACACUUUCUAAGGGCUUCACACGAAUGUUUUUGUCAUAUUCUCUUAUUGGUGGUAUAUUUUAUUGUAUUUUCUAAAUGACGUUUCUUAGAGAAAAUUUAAUUUUUCAUUAGCUGAUUUCUUGUGCACUUCAAAUAAUUUGUUAAUUACACAUCACUUAGUUUAUUUUUUUAUUUCAUAAGUUCAGAUUUUACAAAAAUGUUAAAUAAUUGGCAACUCAUAAUUGAUUUUCCGUUGGAAUUUCAUUUCUUAAACGUGAUGCACUGGACAGUGAUGCAUAUUUCCAUUGACUCCUUUUCACAUAGUUGUACAUUUUGAUGAAUAAUGCAUCUUUUAAAUUUAAAAGUAGUAAUCGAAACUUGUAGCAAACAAAUUAAAAUUAAAUAAUAAGAUAUUUUUAAAAUAAUAUUUUUUGAAAGAAAUUUAAUUUUUAUUAUUAAUUUAUCAGUAAGUGCCCUUAAAAACAUAUCUGUUGUAUAAUUAUAGAAUAUUAGUUUAAAUUUCAUAAUUUUAUUAACGAUAAAAUAUUACAGAAUGUUUGAAACUGGAAUUAAAUAUUUUUUA
This is a messenger RNA of Argiope bruennichi, 2656 nucleotides long. RefSeq lists its product as uncharacterized. The transcript is spliced from 2 exons. Lineage: Eukaryota; Metazoa; Arthropoda; Arachnida; Araneae; Araneidae. Gene Ontology annotation, molecular function: protein binding. The record is from RefSeq and is a predicted model, not a curated record. The coding region runs from base 320 to 1393 and encodes 357 amino acids.